Molecule: messenger RNA, 3348 nt
Organism: Thunnus maccoyii (southern bluefin tuna)
Lineage: Eukaryota; Metazoa; Chordata; Actinopteri; Scombriformes; Scombridae
Product: dihydropyrimidinase-related protein 5-like
Exons: 14
Coding region: 112-1815 (567 amino acids)
Cellular component (GO): cytoplasm; cytosol
Molecular function (GO): hydrolase activity, acting on carbon-nitrogen (but not peptide) bonds, in cyclic amides
Source: RefSeq, a predicted model, not a curated record
GAAGCAUCUGCGGCUCGCGCUGUGGCAGCUGUCCUCGAGCACUCGGCAGGCGCUGGGCAACGGAGAGAGUCUCCUUUGGAGGAGGAUCUGGGAACCUGGAAAAAAGGGACAAUGGCUACCAACAUGGGGUCCAUGCGUAUCCUCAUCAAGGGAGGGAAAGUGGUCAACGACGACUUCACCCAGGAAGCAGAUGUCUACAUUGAGAACGGCAUCAUUCAGCAGGUUGGAAAAGAACUGAUGAUACCAGGUGGCGCCAAGGUGAUUGACGCCUCCGGAAAGCUGGUGUUGCCGGGCGGAAUAGACACCAGCGUGCAUCUGCAGCAGACUUUCAUGAACGCCACCAUCCAGGAUGACUUCUACAGCGGGACCAAGGCUGCUCUGAUGGGUGGUACCACCAUGGUGAUGGCAAUGGUCCUGCCUGAACAACACUGCUCCCUGCUGGACGCCUACGAGCAGUGCCGAGCUCUGGCCGACGCCAAGACGUGCUGCGACUACGCUCUGCAUGUCGGGGUGACCUGGUGGGGACCAAAGGUGCGUAACGAGAUGGAGACCCUGGUGAGGGAACAUGGGGUCAACUCCUUCCAGAUGUUCAUGGCCUACAAGGACAUGAUGAUGCUGAGGGACUCUGAGCUGUACCAGACACUGCAGACCUGUAAGGACAUUGGGGCCAUCGCACGCGUCCAUGCCGAGAAUGGAGAGCUGGUGGCAGAGGGUGCCAAAGAGGCUCUGGAUUUGGGAAUCAGUGGACCGGAAGGUAUUGAGGUCAGCCGACCAGAGGAGCUGGAGUCUGAGGCGACUCACAGAGCCGUCACCAUCGCCAACAGGGCUCACUGCCCAAUCUACCUGGUCAAUGUAUCCAGUAUGCCUGCUGGAGACAUGAUUGCUGCUGCAAAGAUGCAGGGUAAGGUGGUCCAUGCAGAGACCACAGUGGCUCACGCUGUGUUGAACGGGAUGCAGUAUUACCACCAGGACUGGGCUCACGCUGCCGCCCACGUCCUCGUCCCUCCUCUCCGCCUUGACCCCAACACACCCAACUACCUCAUGGGCCUGUUGGGCAAUGACACUCUGAGCGUUGUGGCAUCAGAGCACCGUCCAUUUAGCACCAAGCAGAGAGCUUUGGGCAAGGAGGACUUCACCAAGAUCCCUCACGGAGUGUCUGGAGUCCAGGACAGGAUGAGUGUCAUCUGGGAGAGGGGAGUGGUUACAGGAAAGAUGGAUGAGAAUCGUUUCGUGGCAGUGACGAGCUCUAACGCCGCCAAGAUCUACAACCUGUACCCACGCAAGGGUCGCAUCAUCGCCGGGGCCGACGCUGACGUGGUGGUGUGGGAUCCAGACGCAACAAGGACGAUCUCUGUGAGCACUCAGGUGCAGGGUGGAGACUUCAACCUGUAUGAGGGGCUGCGCUGCCACGGUGUCCCUCUGGUCACCAUCAGCCGAGGACGUCUGGUGUGUGAGAACGGUGUGUUCAUGUGCGCCGAGGGUUCUGGAAAAUUCUACCCACAGCGCACCUUCCCUGACUACCUCUACAAGAAGAUGGUGCAGAGAGAAAAGACUCAGGCUUAUAAAAAGGUUGCCAGGGAUCCCUACUCUGGUGACGUGGUCAAGGUGGCAAACACCAUGAAGAAGGAGCUCGGUUUGGGCCCCAUUGAUGGAGAUAACCCCAACAAACCCUGUGCUCGGGCACACCAGGGGGUCCGAGACCUCCAUGAGUCCUCCUUUAGCCUCUCAGGAUCUCAGGUUGACGACCACAUCCCGAAGAGGUCCUCGGCUCGGAUCCUGGCCCCACCCGGCGGGCGCUCCAGUGGCAUCUGGUAAACUCCCGUCCCGGAGCUUCAACCUUCCGAGCCUCCAUGUUUUCUAUGUUUCUGAGCAACCAGGAAAACUGCACUGAUUUUCAAACACAGGAUUAAAGUUAAGAAGGGAAAACAAAUUAAUAAAGCAUGUGUCUGUGAUUGGUGACGACCUAACUGAUGAUCAGUGAUUUGCCAAAGUGACUUUUACAAGAACUAAUUUGUGUCUUAAUUGGAGUGACUGACCUGAUUAACUACACGAUGAGUGAAGGGCUACGUAUGAAUUCAAAUGUUUUUUCCAAAUUCAAGCUGAUCACACUAACAUUGACAAAGUUUGCUCAUUAUCACACUGCUCGUAUCCCGCGAAGAAUCACAAACUAAACAAACUGUGAAAGAUCAAAACCAGUACAGUUUUUGAUGGUUUGAACUGAAGUGAUGUCGACUGAAUUAUUUAAAAAUAGUAGAACCGGAUUCAGUGAAGUAUCUAUUCCCCCCUGUCACACACAAAUGCAGUACACUGUAGACACCAUAGACUCAUAUGAAGAUGUGUGUGGAUUCUCUUUGUGAUUUAAAUCACCCGCUGUGCUCGGCUUCCUGCUGCAUCGUGGGUCCCUCUAACAGUGUUUUUGUUUCCAAUGGAUGAACCGUGCUGUGUGGUGAUGAAAUCCAACUGCUUCAAACACCCUGCUCUCAAUAGAGUCAGACUUGACCCCCACCUAUCCUUACACUUUCACCGCUCCUGACUUACAAACACACGUCACAGAAACAUCCCAGCCUCACCUGCAAUGAAGCAGAGUCUAUAGUCUUGUACUAUAUAGUUAUAGAAGUACACAACCUGUGGGCUCUCCUGGGAUCAGAUAAAUGUAGGCAUCACUGUCAUAGAAACUUCAUUAUCUCAGUCAUAUCUGUAGGCCUUACAAAGUGAUAGAAGAGAGAGUAACCGAAAGAAUUUAGAUGAAGUAGCAUCUGCCGGAUUGCAUUUUGAGAGUAAACUUCCUGUUCCAAUAGGAAAAUAAAAGGGGGGGUUUGUUAUUAGAGCGGUGUCUCUACAGAGCAGGAAGAUUGAGCUGCACAGGCUGAAGAAAACCACUGAUCCUCUCACCUCCUUAUGAUGUCUCAUUCCUGCCUAGCAGUAUUAUAUUUAUUCAUGAACACGUCUUCUUCUUGUCUGUGUACUGUAUAUUUAGGAUGUUUUUGUUUUAUUAGUUGAAAGAAUAAAUGUGCCAAUGUGAAUCACCCGUGCCACACACACACACACACACACACACACACACACACACCGACACCCGUGCAUGAAGAGCACCACAUGGAGACGGAGGAGUCAGAUCUGUCUGGAACGCCACAGGUUCACAACAACUGGUGCUGUUUUUUUACGAUUAUCUACGAUGAUAUGAUUUUAUUGUUGGAUGGUUUUGUGGUUUUGAAGGCACUGUGACUGGUCAGUGGCUGUGUGUGUUUGUAGAUUCUUGUUGUGUUGGACAGUGAACCUGUUGAAUCUGUAAGUGGCUGUUUCUUACCACGAAUAAUGGCAAAAGAAUAAAGUGAAAAAAUAACCUUC